AGUAUGACUGGACGCCCAGAAUGUUGCAAUAUUUACAGUACACGUAGACUUAUUACUAGACUUAAGUCCUUAAUUUCUUUCCAGUAAGGAGUGUCAAAUGAAGCCGUUUUUCCAAAGUUCUCUGAUUGCCGCCGUCCUGUUCAGUUCGUGGUUUGACACAAAACAAGGACUGAACACUGCCUUGAUUUUCCACUUUGGUUUGUGUUGUCUUUGAAAAUAAAGUGGGUAACCAUGGCUACUGGGGGAGGAGGUAAAGGUUGGAAGCAUCAAGGAGAUGGAACGGGCUCAGGUUCCUGGCUCUUGACAGGGCUGAAGAUUGGUGCCGCCAUUGGAGCAGCUGCCUUGGGUGCCUAUGCUGCUGUCAAGAUGUCACAAAGGGAAGAAAAGGAAACUCCAAUGAGAAACAGAUGCUGCAGUGGCUCAGAUGAUGAGGAGGAAAGGGAAGGCUCAGCGUCCCCAUCAUCUCACCCAACUGUAAGAGAUGGCCCUGGCCAACUGUCGAAACCAAAGAGGAAAACUUUGGGUAGCCUGGUGGAUGAGCUGAAUGAAUACUACACUUCUCAUGUCAGCACGUCCUCGCCUAAGACGUUGGCCAUCCAAGCACUGGUCGAGAAAACAAGACAGAAUCUCAGCAGUUACCUGAUUAGGAAUCAUCGUAGACUCAUCAAAGGGGAACUAACACCGGUAGCCUUUGACAGUUUCACCUCUAGUCAACAGACUGAAUUCGGGCUCAUGCUCCCUUUAGCUUUCAACCCCCAGAUGUGGGAGUUCAUUGAUGCGUCCGAUACAGUUCUUGAUAUCGCGGGCUUCUUCUGCGUCCGUCGCAUUAACUUGGAUUUUUUUGGAAUCGGGAAAAGCCCCUGGGACCGCUUCCUGAUUGGGUGCUACCUGUGCCCUGAGCUGCUGACGGAGUUCUGGAAGACAAUUGUAGAGCAGAUGCUGAGGGCCGAGAUGGUGCUGGACUUUUACUGCACUGUCAGAUGUGAUGCAGGUGGGGUGGAACUGAAUAUUGAAAAUCCUGUGGGCGGCUAUGCCGACAUGCUUCGCAUCAAGAUCAUCCCCUACAUGCAAGUUGACAAGGCGGGCCACCCGGUCACAAUCACAACCCAAUCUGCCAUCCACAUCCAGAACCCAGGAGGGCCAACUGACGAGAGGAUGUCCCCUAGCAACCCCCACGAGAAUCUGUGGCUCCAGUUGAGAGACGAAGAGGCUCUGCACAAGGUGGAGAUCCUGGACAGAGAUGGGGGAUGUCGCCGCAAGUGUCUGGCGAUCUUGGCUGACUUGAGGUCCUCCCAUCCGCCAUUGAAGAUGCUGUCGCUCUACGUCAUGACAACCAUCCUGCUGAAGGUCUGUGAGGAGGAGACAGAAUGGGAUGAGGAGAUGCUGGCAGAGAGGUUUUUGGAUCUUCUGAAGGCCCUUGAGGGUUAUCUGAGAGCUGGAGGACUGAGAGAUCAUUUCGAUGAGAAGAUUGAUGUCCUAGCUAGGAGCUGUUCGCUUAGACGCAUUGCAGAAUGCCAGCGGUGGUUGGCUCAUGUGUUGGAGUCCAAGGAUCGAAUUUCAGAUUUGUUGUAUGAGUAACUCUUGAACCACUUAUCAGAUGGACCUAAGGACAAUGUUUUGAAAAUUUGGUGGAGAACAUUUCUUGUUUGAAACAAAAAUGGCAUGGUAUAAUUUACAUGGCCAGAUUCCAUACAGUCCUUCAUUUUGCAAUAAUUUAUCGAUGGCUUGUUGUUUUGAUCGGUCAUUAAUCUCAAAAGUUAUACAUGUAUAUUGAUAAUUCAAUUUUUUUCAGUUAGGAAGUCAACAAAGUUUCAAAAGGUUUAUUUGUGGAAAUUUAUUGCCAGAAAAUGUAAGACGGAGGCUAUAAUUGUCAUCUGUACAGUGUGAGUAAUGAGUAUGCAGUGUUCCAUUUGAAUUGAAAAAAAAAAUGAUUACUCGUGAAACACAUCAAGAAAAUCUUUUAAUAAUAAUUUUUUGCUAUUUAAAGUAUCUGAUUUCAGAGCAGUGUUGUUAUUGGACAUUCGUAUUAAAAAAACAGAUUUGUAAAUAAAGAAAACUUCAUUAUAUUUACGUAAAUUACACUAAUUAGACUUGGGCAUGCUGUUCACAAUCCCCUCCUUCCUCAAUGCUCUUAAUGAGGAAUUCUAUAAACGUAUGUAAGUAUACUUUCAACUUCAAUCAGAGCAUUUCUAAGGCCCUUGUCAGCAAAACAUUAAUGAUCUACCCGAAUAAUUGAGUAAUAGAAGUUGCAUGUUCAUGUAUUCUUUUAGUGCAGAUCUUUGAACACAGUGUCGUUGAUACCUGUUGGAAUUAAGCCAAUUUGUGUGCAGCUGUGUCGCAAUUAUACUUCGCAAUGCGAUGAGCAGGAUGUAAGCAUAUGCUUUAAAGCAAAAUAAAUUGAGUGAAGUCUUUCAUA
Molecule: messenger RNA, 2416 nt
Organism: Acanthaster planci (crown-of-thorns starfish)
Lineage: Eukaryota; Metazoa; Echinodermata; Asteroidea; Valvatida; Acanthasteridae
Product: mitochondrial dynamics protein MID49-like
Biological process (GO): mitochondrion organization; positive regulation of mitochondrial fission
Cellular component (GO): mitochondrial outer membrane
Source: RefSeq, a predicted model, not a curated record